Messenger RNA from Micropterus salmoides (largemouth bass), 4560 nucleotides. RefSeq names its product carbohydrate sulfotransferase 6 (gene chst6). Bases 653 to 1855 code for a protein of 400 amino acids. Gene Ontology annotation, biological process: N-acetylglucosamine metabolic process; carbohydrate metabolic process; sulfur compound metabolic process. Gene Ontology annotation, molecular function: N-acetylglucosamine 6-O-sulfotransferase activity. Lineage: Eukaryota; Metazoa; Chordata; Actinopteri; Centrarchiformes; Centrarchidae. The transcript is spliced from 3 exons. Gene Ontology annotation, cellular component: Golgi membrane. The record is from RefSeq and is a predicted model, not a curated record.
GGUUGCUAUCCGGUGUGUCAACCUUUGUGUGGGUGGAGAGACUUUUCUCUACUUCACUGCAUGUCUUUAUUUUCUUUAGUCUGAAAUACCAAACAAACCUGCUACACUACGUUAGGCAACAUAGUUUUACACCAGUUGAUAAAUGUUUAUUAGAAUGGCAUGCAUACAUUGUUUCAUUCAGUCUAGGUGGAGACUGUUGCACACCUGCCAGUAGACAGUAGGAGACUGCUUUCUUGUGUAGAGGUGUGACAUCUGAGGGAAGCUACACAAGAACACAAGGGGAUAUCUCGCUCUCUCCUCCUGCGACUCCUGGACCCUGUUCUCUGGCUCAGGUCCAGCCUGGUCCACUCCACCCACCACCCUCCUCUGUCUCGGACCACCGGCCCCCGCCCAGCCCACUGCCAGUUAGCCCAGCAGAGCCUCUGGCCACGUCUCAAAACAACGCUUUGUACACAAACGGACAGUGGAGGGGGCCGAGCAGCUGCUGGCGGAGCACGGAGCUGAGGAAAGGAAAGGACCGCGGGGUGGGGGGACAGAGAGCGCUCUGUCGACACGCAGCACGACCGAAAACAAAGUUAAAGACCUGUCUUUUCUACGGCAGAGUCCACAAGUCGAUCAAGCACCAGAGACCAGCUGUGGAGCCGGAGCCAUCAUGCCCCGCUGCAGUUUGAACCUCGCCACCAUGAUUUUCCUGGUGAUUGUGCAGGGGACGGUAGUGGUGCUGUUCUAUAGCUGGUAUAGCCAGCUCAGUCUCGGUCCCUGCAGCUCUGCCUCCUCCAAUGGCAAAGUUCACGUUCUGCUGCUGUCGUCGUGGCGAUCAGGCUCGUCCUUCCUGGGUCAGGUGUUCAGUCAGCACCCGUCUGUCUUCUAUCUCAUGGAGCCCGCUUGGCAUCUGUGGACCAAACUUAACAAACCCAGUGCGCGGGUGCUCCGAAUGGCCACGAGGGAUGUAUUACGGAGCGUAUUCCAGUGUGACUUUUCAGUGAUGGAUGCCUACCUGCCAGAGCAGCACAAUGUGUCCUCCUUGUUUAUGUGGAGUCACAGUCGAGCUCUGUGCUCACCACCGGCCUGUCCUCUCACGCCACGCAACCAGUUCAGUAACCAGACUCUGUGCUUUAAGAAAUGUGAUUCGAGGGGUUUAAAGCAGGUGCAGCAGGCCUGUGGCACUUACAGUCAUGUGGUAUUAAAAGAAGUACGAUUCUUUGAGCUGGAAUCCCUCUACCCGCUCUUGCAGGACCCUAGCCUAGAUCUCCGCAUCAUCCACCUGGUACGAGACCCUCGGGCAGUGGUGCGGUCUAGAGAGGCGUCAGCCAAAGCCUUUGAGAAUGAUAACGCCAUCGUCUUGAACCAGAGAAACGUACCAGCAGCCGAGGUGCAGUAUCAAGUCAUGCAGGAGAUCUGCCGUAGCCACGUGCGCAUCAAUGAGAGGGCCCAUCUGAAGCCUCCUCCAUUUCUGAAAGACCGCUACAAAAUGGUCCGCUAUGAGGACAUAGUACGUGACCCACAUGGGGAGAUAAAUGACUUGUAUAAGUUUGUAGGUCUGGAAAUUACAUCACAAUUGUCUGAAUGGAUCUACAAGGUGACCCAUGGAAAAGGCAAAGGCUCCAAGACAGAGGCCUUUAAAAUCACUUCACGAGAUGCUGCUGUUGUCUCCGAGGCUUGGCGAAGCAUGUUGUCAUACAGCAAGGUCAAACGUGUCCAGGAAGUGUGUAAAGGGGCCAUGAAAUUGCUUGGGUACAGGAUGGUUAACAAUGUAAAAGAACAGAAGAGAUUUGAAUUAGAUUUACUAGUGCCACGAAAACAGUAUCAGUUCAGCUGGUUGCCAGCUAACACAAAGGAUCCAAGUAAGAGUUAAAUCAUGAGUGACAAAGACAGUAACACCAAGAGACUACAUUGGACUAAAGUUUAUAUUCUUUACGAUACAUGUGCCGGACGAUUCAGUACAGGACAUUCAGUUCAGUAGGCGACUGCCUCUGUUCGGUACACGCUGUGGCCCAAGCUAUUAGUGUCAGUACAGUGUGUUUAUUACUACUUCUCGCACGUGCAGAAGAGAAAUCCUAGAGCUCAAGUAUUUAUGGGCUGUGUAAGUCUUCAAUGGGAGCUACCACAGACUGAUUCAUAAACUGAGGAAGCACUGGCAUGAUGUCUAAGGGUGAAGCACUGUUAUACAUAAUAUAUUUCUUACAGAGGGAGGGGCAUCUCUUUUCAAAGGUAUUUGCAAUUUGGCAAUGUUCAUUUGUGUUUGUGAACCAGCGAUAGUCUUAAUUUGCAUGGCCACGCAUGCAAACGAUUUGGUUGGAAACGUAACGUAUUUUUGACCAGCACUGUUAAAUAGCUCUCUACGUUGUGUGCACAGUUUGUGAAUCCUGUGGGCUCAUUUUGGACAUCUGUGUGUAUCAGAGAGGACUUAUAUCGUGUGGAUGUGCUGCCAUCAGUCAGUGUGUACCAGAGAACUAAUGUGAAUUCACUACAUUUGAGUUGUAUUAUGCUGAGCAUCUUGUCAGUCUAGAUAAAUAUUGUUUUGGAUAGAGAACGUGUGGCAGUGAUUAAGGAUCAAAGCAUGUAGUCAAUAGUAGAAUGUUAAAUCAUGAGCUUAAUAGUUAGUAUUCAGAUUCUCUUAGUGCUUUCUGUUAAGAAAUGAUCAAUCCUCAUUUUAGAGAAAAAUGUCAAAGCAUCAAGGCAGUUUCUGACAUAAACAUAAACUUGAGCCAUUCAUUUUAUUUUGCAUGUGCAGCACAAAUGUUCUGAUUGAAACCAUGUCUACUUUCCCCUUGUACAAUGUUACAUGACCAAACAAUGUCAGUAUACAAGACAUCAACGAUGAGUGGCAAAUGACGAUGAAAGAGAGGUGUACUCUUUCCAAAUUUUUCCAAUUUAGAAACUUAAAGCUGCGCUAAUUCAAAGGCGCAGAGAAUUAUGCAUUUCCCCUCACUUUACUGUACAGAGUUAAAUAUAAGAAUGUCCAGAGCAUUAGUGUGUUACAAUGCCAUUUGACAUUUUGAAGUGUUGGCUGUUGUUUGGCUUCACCAGACACAGCUGGCUAAUGAGUAGCUGAUAGCAGUUUGCAGCUACUGUAUUGUAUUCCAUAAGAAAUGCUGACUGGGAUGAAAUGGUACUUUAAGCAAAAUUAAGCAUUAGAUUCAAAUUUAACAUCAUACAGUAUGUCUACUGUGUUGAAUGGGUACUUGUGAGAUCAAUCCGUGCACAAUAGGAAAGUUGAAGAAAAUGAAGAGUCUUUGCCGUUUGACUCCGUCGUGACGUCGUAUUUUUAGGGGGCAGUGGCGCUGUGAGCUACCCGAGAGUGUGAAUACCAAGUAGAAUAAACAUGAAGACAGUUACUCUCCCGAUUGAAGUCACAGUAAACUUUAUUAGGAGUUAGUAUCGCUGUAGAUGAGACACAUGGAGCAGAUGGAACUGGGUGUUCACUGAGUACAGUGUUGUCUCAGUAGACAGACUGUUUUACUGCGUGCUGACCUGUUAGGUAUGCCACCAUAUGCAUUAAUCAAUAUCCGUUCAGCUCUGUGGUGUUGAAAAAGGUUGUGCAUUUAUAGAUAACCAGCAAUCAACAGUUUUUAUUGUCCUUGGUGGUAAUGACAAAAUGAAAAACACACUUGAGUGAUUUUAGGGCUCCUUUCACUCCUUUAAGGGUCACAUUGGUGUCUAUGCAUGUUUCAUCCCAUUUACCACAAAUUACGUACUAUUUGAAUGGAGUUUUGAAUGUGUUUACCUGUAAGGCAAUAAUUGCUUACUUUUUGUUUGCUUUCAAAUCAGCCUACUCUUUCAGCUGCAAAAUAUAUUGUAAUAUAAUUUAAAAUAUUGUAAAGUUCUGUAUUAUGGAGUAUUAUGGUCCCGCCUGUCAAACUUUGUUUGAUACUUAUCUGAUAUGAAUGAAUGUUUUGCAAAAAGUCAGUGAUUUCAUGAAGUGCUUGAACAUGUGUACCUUUGCAAUGUGAAAGAUAUGGAACAGUGUGUUUUCACCAGAGCCAUGUCACAGAAAUAGAAAUCUUGAUGUAACGCCAAGUAUCUGUAACAGACUUAACCUGUUAGAGAAUGAUUUUCCUUAAAGCUGCUUCCUCCUCCUGACGCAGAGGCUGGGCACGCCAUUGAGCGGCAAACCAUGUCUUUCUGUUCUGUUUGUAUAAGGGGCCAGUUGACAAUGCUUGUUUAGCAGACAGACCUGCCAGUCUGUUCUUAUAUUUAUGUGAAGAUGACUUAUGAAGCAGAAACUAUAUAGCACUAAUGACUGGAAUAAAUAUGUACAUGUAACCUUUGGCUACUUUUAUUUGGUUGCCUUUAACUGAAAGCUAGUUAGAAACCUGCCUUCACAAUGUUUGGAAGAAAAUAAGAAUUUCUCAGCAGUACAUAAUUUAUGUUGUGGCGCCCUCUAUUGGCUGAGUCCAGUCUUGCAUCUCCACUUAAUAUUUAUUGGAAGUCUAUUCUGAUCUAACAAACCAAUAGUCAUUGCAGAAGGAUUCUGUAAAAAAAAGGUUUUAUAUAAUUAGUAUGGAACGAUGCAUUAGUUUUGUAUUACAUUAAAAUAAAGUUUUAACCACACUCACA